Molecule: messenger RNA, 1307 nt
Organism: Telopea speciosissima
Lineage: Eukaryota; Viridiplantae; Streptophyta; Magnoliopsida; Proteales; Proteaceae
Exons: 6
Coding region: 157-831 (224 amino acids)
Source: RefSeq, a predicted model, not a curated record
AGAAAAAGAAAAAAAAAGAAGACCAAAAUACUGGUAGCCACUAACUCCGUUCAAUACACCAAUCUCUGCAGUCUGCCCUCGCAUCCGCCGUCUUUCCGACCGGUGACUGUUUCAAAGGCAAAGACCCACCAAAGGCGCUCGGCGAUUGGAUCAAACAUGACGAGCGUUCUACAAAGCCACCCUCGUAAUUGGUUAGGCAUUCAAGAGAAUUCAUUCAGGAACAGAGUUGAUAAGGUUCAAACUUUUGGAUAUUCAGCCCUGUGUUUUUCUCCUGGAGUAUCAACUUUUGCACAGGGUCAAUAUCUUGUGAGUGGUUACCAUGGAAGGGCUUUCCAUUCUAGGCCUGUAUUUUCAAGUACAAUGGAUGAUGGUAUUGAUCCAAGUGAUUCAGAAGGCAGCAACUCUGAGGAAGAAGCUUCCCAAAGCGAAACUGGAGGGGUAAAUAAUGAAUUUUUCCGUGAGGAUUUGGAAAGAAUUGUUGGCGCAGAUGAUUCAACCUUCAGCGGGAUAGACCUUGCAACUCUUAUUAGGAACAAAUAUGGGAGGUCCUACGACGUGCAGCUAAUAAAAAAGGAGUUCUUGGGAAGAAAUCUCCUCGCACUGAAUGUCAUGUGGAAAUACAUGGAGCAGAGAUCCUUUCCUCUGACGGAAGAAGAGUAUCUACUGAGGCUUGAUGAUGUUGCAAACACUUUGAAAUGUUGGGGUGCAGUCUCACAUAUUCGGAAUAGCCUAGCCAAGCUGAAGGAACGGCCUCGAAUCGGAAAGGCAGUUAGUAUUUUCAUUGACAUGGAUGAAUCUGGAGGCCGUGCCAAUGAGUGGAUUUACAAGUGAAUAGUUUCUUUAGAGCCAGAUUUAUGCAUCUGAUUCCUCCAUUCCUGUUUAGCAUGAUAGAAAUCUAAUCCUCAGAAAAGAAGUUCAUCAUCUGUCUUUCCCCGUUGAAGUUUCUGAGUUCAUUCAAUUCACUAUCUGAUACCUAGGAAACGUUUAAAGCUGAUUACUUUAGGGAAGUGUUAAAGCAAAACAAGAGAGAAAGAAGCUACGCUGCAUGGUAUUUUUUCUGUGGGUCAUUGUUCUGUUCGUCAAUCCUGUGGGCAUACAAGCAAGUGCUGAGAUAUUCCUAUUGUAAAUUACAUUCAGGCUUCAACUUCCUUUUUUUCAAUGCAAGAGGUUAGAUUCUUUAUCCUUUGUAAUUUUACAGUUAUUAUAUAAAUUAUUUGGAUGCCUUUCUCUUAUGUAAGAAGUUAUAUCCCUUGUAAUUCUUCUAGGUAAUUCCUUGUUAUCUGGUUGCAUGGCCAUUUUCAUUUUGG